This is a messenger RNA of Colletotrichum aenigma, 273 nucleotides long. RefSeq lists its product as uncharacterized. Lineage: Eukaryota; Fungi; Ascomycota; Sordariomycetes; Glomerellales; Glomerellaceae. Bases 1 to 273 code for a protein of 90 amino acids. The record is from RefSeq and is a predicted model, not a curated record. The transcript has a single exon.
AUGCUCAGACCAUUCCAUGCACCGGCGCUCGUGACACACGCCCUGGUCGUUAUCUCUCGGCGCGAGUUGGAUAUCGGCCGCGUUAUUGCAAUUCGAUGCUUGCCGGCUCCUGCUAGCCCGGCUGACUGCGCGUUUGUCUGCCUCCUCGUUGCCCAGUCUGUCCAACCCGUGUUUCUCUCAUUCCCCUUUCCUCUCGAGAGGCCAGGACAGUGCAAGACAGAGACAGACAGAGGCGGCCAAGGUUCGCGGGAUCAGACAUUGAUAAACAGGUAA